Messenger RNA from Thalassophryne amazonica, 3257 nucleotides. RefSeq names its product tripartite motif-containing protein 16-like. The record is from RefSeq and is a predicted model, not a curated record. NCBI's taxonomy places the organism in Eukaryota, Metazoa, Chordata, Actinopteri, Batrachoidiformes, Batrachoididae. Bases 790 to 2442 code for a protein of 550 amino acids. The transcript has a single exon. Gene Ontology annotation, molecular function: zinc ion binding.
UCCACCUGGGAAUCCUCCACUUCAUAGACAAGCUCGUCAUGGAGCUGAGCUAUCAGCCUGCAGCCAGAAAACACACACACACACACACACACACACACACACACACACACACACACACACACACACACACACACACACACACACACACGGAAUGGGCCUCAGCCCGACCACUGUCUGGUUCAGGGGUAAAAAGUAAUGGAUCAACUGGUUCUGUGCAGAGAAAGAAGCUCAAAAUCAUAUUUUUAGAUAACAUAUUUCCCAUUGAUUUCUCUGCCGUUUGUUGUUCUGGUGAAACAGCGCCAACACCUGUGUUUCAGCACAGUUGGCUUUAGAUGCCACAUGCAGCAGUCUCAAUUUUGGUCCAUCUGUGUGAAUGUGAACAGUCAAACUCGAGGCCUCUCGUUUCGCAGAGGGCACAGUGUUGGAGGGAUUCCUCCUCGGAGAGGCUGACUUAUCAAAUCCUUCCAUUUCAAUUUUUGGAAUAAACAAAACACCACCUCAAAAACACAUCCUGAAUUUGCAGACAUUGAGAGAUUUCCAUCAACUGGAGCUUUGAAAAGCUCCACAGUGUUUUAGAGUGAGACAUUAUGUCUGAUGGAUGUCUUACGGAGUAAACUAAUAAACUGUCCAUCACAGUGAGCUCCAGUCUGUCUGCAUUUUUCCUCCUGGCUGAAGACGGGUGAAACUGACACCAGAUAAAGAUCUGACACACCCCACUCAACAACAGAUCACCGCUCUUCAGACUUCAGAGCUCAGACGGCUUUCUCAAAGUGAGACCGGUACGUUGAAAUGGCUCAGCAAGGAGCUCAUCUGUUCCUGGAAACCAUCAGCUGUCCGAUCUGUCUGGAUUCCAUGAGGGAUGCGGUGACCAUUCCCUGUGGACACAGCUACUGCAGGAAAUGUAUUCAAGGUUUCUGGGAUGAAGACAAUCAGAGGGAUCCCAGCUGUCCUCAGUGCAGACAGACCUUCACACCAAAGCCCGCCCUGAAGAAAAACACAAUGUUAGCCGAUUUAGUGGAGAAGCUGCAGAAGACCGGACUCCAAGCUGCUCCCGCUGACCACUGCUAUGCCGGGCCUGAAGAUGUGGCCUGUGACUUCUGCAGUGGUAGAAAACUGAGAGCCCUCAAGUCCUGUCUGAUGUGUUUGGCCUCCUACUGUGAGAAACACCUCCAGCCUCACUAUGAAUCCUCAACAUUUAAAAAUCACAAGCUGGUCCAGCCUUCCAAGAAUCUCCAGGAGAACAUCUGCUCUCAUCAUCAAGAGGUGAUGAAGAUGUUCUGCCGCACUGACCAGCAGUGCAUCUGUUACCUGUGUUCUCUGGAUGAACACAAAGGCCACGAUGUAGUGCCGGUGACAGAAGAAAGGUCUGAGUGGCAGAGAAGAGUUGAGACAAGCCUACAAGUCCAGCACCAAAUCCAGGUCAGCAACAAAGACCUGAAGCUGCUUCAGCAGGAGGUGGAGAAGAUCCGCCGCUCUGCUGACAAAGCAGUGCAGGACAGUGAGAGGAUCUUCACUCAGCUGAUCCGUCUGAUGAAGAAGAGACGCUCCAAUGUGACGCAGCAGAUCAGAUCCCAGCAACAAGCUGAAGAGAGUCGAGUGGAAGAGCUUCAGGAGACGCUGGAGGAGGUGAUCACAGAUCUGAGGAGGAAGGAAGCUGAUCUGGAUCAGCUUUCACGGACAGAGGACCACAACUACUUUCUUCAAAACUACUCUUCGCUGUCAAGUCUCCAUGAAGCUACAGAGUUGCCCAGCAUCAAGAUCUGCCCUGUGGAGGACUAUAAGAACUUCACAAUGGCUGUGUCAGAGAUCAGCGACAGCCUACAGGAGAUUCUGAGUGAUGAGUGGAUGAUGUCACUGAGACAAACAGAGCCAGAGACCAGAGACGGACUCUUAAAAUACACACAACAGAUCACACUGGAUCUGAACACGGCGCACAGACGUCUGAAGCUGUCUGAAGGCAACAGAAGAGUAUCGUGUGUGUUUGAGAUGCAGAGUUAUCCUACUCACCCAGACAGAUUCACCGCCUAUCGUCAGGUUCUGAGUUCACAGGGCCUGACCGGACGCUGUUACUGGGAGGUGGAGUUUGUCACGAGGGGGAUUUCCAUAGCGGUCGCCUCCAAGACUAUCGAGAGAAGCGGGACUAAGAGUGGAUUUGGGUACAAUGACAAGUCCUGGUCAUUAGAAUGCUACAGCGAUCGUUACGAAUUCAGACACAACAGGACUGUAACUCCAGUCUCAGGCCCAAAGUCCUCCACCGUGGGGGUGUAUCUGGACCACAGUGCAGGGAUUCUGUCCUCCUACAGCGUCUCUGACACUGUGACUCUCCUGCACCGAGUCCAGACCACCUUCACCGAGCCGCUCCACGUUGGGCUUUGGCUUUACCGCUCUGGACCUUAUCUUCAUUAUCUGACGCGGACCGCUGAGAUCCGGCAGCUCAUGUAGACAGACGCUACAGAUUUUCCACUGAAACCACCUGUCACUCAGACAGUGUGGGCGAGGCUAGGACACAGACGAUUGGCACUGGUGGUGGUGUUUUGUUUUUUAAAACAGUCUAAUAAGACUAUUUAGCCACACAUUAGCCUGAAGAACAUACCAGGUUCACUGUACUAAAAAUGUACCUAAACGUGAUUUUUGUGGACUGUCACACCCGUAUUUUUUAACAUACAAGUCACUUUGGAAUACAAGAAAAACAAAAAACUCUACAACUUACAAUCCAGGAAACAGGGUAUUUUCCUUCAUGCACACCUUUGUGUGGGGUUCUAUCACUGCGUCAAGUUUAACUAAAACCCACUAAGCAGUUUAGGAGGAUUUGAGCUCUAAAGGUCCACGAACGGAGGGACGGACAGACUGGGCGAUUCCAAGAUAAACCCAUAAGGUUUUGUGUGCAGGGAGAAGAAAAAAAAAAAAAAAGAUCUCAAAUCAUGUAUGCGUUGCUUCUUACAAUCAUGGGCAGAAGGUAAAAUCUGAUUUACUAAUAUUUAAAUGACAUGUUUAUGUUAAAUUGAUGUUCAGGAAAGAACUCAAGAUUUGGUAUUUCGCUGUGCAGGUGAAAGCUUUUUUGAUAUAUUGUACCCUCCGGGAAGAGUUAGAGGACUUGGCUGAGGAUAGGGAAGUGUGGGAUGAGCUGCUUGGUCUACUGCCACUGCAUUCCAGAUCAGCGGCAGAAAAAGAAUGAAUUAACGAAUGAAUGUGUGUCAGCUGUGUGUUUUGGUGAAUUAAAUGCUCUCCUGUUGAUAUUUUCUGGAAGUGCUGUAAAA